AUGGGAAGGGAGAAAAUCCACAUCAACGUGGUGAUAAUUGGCCACGUGGACAGUGGCAAGUCAACCACCACGGGCCACCUCAUCUACAAAUGUGGCGGCAUCGACAAGAGGAGACUUGAGAAGUUCGAGACCGCUGCAGCCCAGAUGGGCAGGAGUUCGUUCAAAUACGCCUGGCUGCUGGACAAGCUGAAAGCCGAACGGGAACGAGGGAUCACCAUCGACGUGUCCCUGCUGAAGUUCAGUACGCAGAGGUACAGCAUCACUAUGAUCGACGCGCCGGGUCACCGUGACUUCAUCAAAAACAUGAUAACGGGAACAACUCAGGCUGACGUUGCCCUGUUGGUGGUGUCCGCAGCCAAAGGCGAGUUCGAGGCCGGCGUCUCGAGGAGCGGGCAAACCAGAGAGCACGCCUUGCUGGCUUACACGCUUGGUGUAAAGCAAAUGAUCGUGUUGGUCAACAAAAUGGAUUUGACCGAGCCGCCAUACAGCCAGAAGCGUUUCGAGGAGGUGGUGCGAGGCGUCGGCGUCUUUCUCAAGAAGAUCGGCUAUGCCACUGCCUCUGUGCCUUUUGUCCCCAUCUCUGGCUGGAAGGGGGAGAACAUGAUCAGCCCCACCCAAAAUAUGGCCUGGUACAAAGGCUGGAGAGUCAAACAAAGGGGAGGCUAUGCGAGUGGCAGAACUCUACUGGAAGUCCUGGACUCCGUUCAGCCUCCGGUGCGCAACAUGAACAAGCCCCUACGCCUGCCUCUGCAGGAUGUCUACAAAAUUGGAGGAGUGGGAACGGUGCCUGUGGGUAAAAUUGAAACCGGGAUCCUGAAGCCUGGCAUGACCCUGAUGUUCUCCCCUGCCAAGCUCACAGCUGAAGUCAAGUCGAUUGAAAUGCACCAUCAGGGUCUGGGCAUGGCCCUGCCAGGGCACAAUAUCGGUUUCAACAUCAAGAACGUGUCUGCAAAGAACCUCCGCCGUGGAGAUGUGGCUGGCAAUGCCAAGGAAGACCCUCCCACAGACGCCACCAGUUUUGUUGCUCAGGUCAUCAUCCUGAACCAUCCAGGGAAGAUCAAGGCUGGCUACUCUCCGGUCCUCGACUGCCACACUGCACAUGUGACCUGUUGCUUUGCCGAGCUGAAGGAGAAGCUGGACCGGCGAACAGGGAAAAAGCUGGAGGACCUUCCACAGAUACUGAUGUCCGGUGACUCCGCUACAGUCAAACUGGUUCCCAAGAAGCCUCUCUGUGUGGAGAGCUUCUAUACGUAUCCUUCCCUGGGUCGCUUUGCAGCAAGGGACCUCAAGCGGACUGUUGCUGUAGGUGUCAUCAAGUCUGUGGAGAAGGCCCAAGGAUCCAAGCUUAAACAGCAUGCAUAAUGAAUGAAAGGGUUUGGUUAAAAACCUUGUGGAAUUGUAACACAUUUGUUUAAAAGCAGUUUUUGAGUCCUGAAAAAUUGGAAAUGUCAUUUUGGUUUACUGAGAACUGUAAAAGCUUUAAAAUAAGGGUUCUCAUUGAGGCUUCGGUGUACAAAGGUUACUUUCAUAUGUUGGU
Molecule: messenger RNA, 1537 nt
Organism: Lampris incognitus (smalleye Pacific opah)
Lineage: Eukaryota; Metazoa; Chordata; Actinopteri; Lampriformes; Lampridae
Gene: eef1a1l3
Product: eukaryotic translation elongation factor 1 alpha 1, like 3
Exons: 7
Coding region: 1-1362 (453 amino acids)
Biological process (GO): translation; translational elongation
Molecular function (GO): GTP binding; GTPase activity; translation elongation factor activity
Source: RefSeq, a predicted model, not a curated record